UCUCGCGCCAGUCGAGCCACGCGCACUCUCCUGUCUGAUAUCUUAGGCUCGCUGGAGAACCACCCUAAGAUUCAGGAGGCGACGAAACAGUUGUUAUCAUUGUGAGGGUGGCGACCCUUGUUUGUCUGCCGCCAAGGGUGGCGGUGGUAGAAGCGCGUGGCGUUCCAAUUUCCGCGAGCUUGAAGAAGACGCGAAACGAACCGCCCUCUUCGGACGCGGAGUUCGGAAGACCACCCCCACUUCUUCCCCCUCUUGAGCAAGCCCUGCGCGAGAGCGCGCGCGCGCGCGCGCGCGAGCGCAUACCUCCCUCUUCGUCGCGGGUGCUUAGACAGCCUCGAGAACCGAAGACACACGGGUACCGAGUUUCACGGGUGGAGAACCCGCGCGUAUCGUCUCGAAACAACGAGGAUUCGUCGGAACGACAGUUUUCGAGUACCGCGAUAACACCACGCAGAAAACUACCUACCUGUCGCUACUCUGGCGCAUAUUUAAUAGGGGACCUUCAUUCAAGUCUACGCAGUGCCGUUAUUGCAAAACUGUUUACUACAGAACUGUCACCUUUCGACCCCUCGAGAGAACAAUCCUCCUGUCAUGACGAAAUAGGCAUUCUAAUCCAACUUUGUGAUAAUCUUUGAUGAAAAAAUUACAUCGAGAAUAGUGCGCCAUGAAAUUCGGCCGCCAGGACAAAAAUCAAUGGUGGCUGGUUGGAAGGCUUGGUAAUCGUUCGGGUUGACAAGAUCAUGAGGAAUCGAUCGAGAAUGCCGAAUGAUCUCUUGAAUGCUCCCCAGAAUCCGAGGAUUUCAAGUGACGGUGUUCAAGGUGGCACGGGAAGUGUUCGAUGAGGGUGGAAGUGAUCUCGGUGGGAGAUUUCGAGGAGGAAGAAAUCUGACACGUGCUUCGUAUUCCUCGCGAAUUAGGACUCCCCUUAAAAGUCUUAGACAGCCUCGUGACAAGGAUUGGUCAGUGAUAAUCUCGAAGACUCGAAUCUGGAUCGUUCGGUGUGAGUGAUCGCAGAGAUUCCGCGAGUUUGGUGCGCGAGCGACAUUGAAUUGUCACGUUUUCCAAGUGAGCGAACUGGAGCCGAUAGUCGGGGGUGAAUUAGUGUGGGUAAUCGCGAUACUGGUUCGCGAAUCUCAUCGACGAAACGCACGUCAGAACUAUGGUGAUGUUGACGGGAGUGAUUCGCGGCAGGAUCGGAGAUACCAACUAGAGAGCAAGAGGAUGCGGUGAGCAGCCGGCUGAUCCGUGAGGGGUUCGAGAUGUCCGCCGUAACCAGCCCGUAUGGCCCCGCGGAGAUGCUUUCCGACUCGGUCUACAACUACGCGACGACCCGACGGGGCGCCACCGAUCAGGACAGCGACUCCCAGUACGAGGCCCAGGCCCAGUUGCAGAUCACCAGCAGCAUCCAGAGCAAGCCGCGGAACAAGCGAAAAAAUUUCAAGCCCAUAAGCAGCCGGAUGGCGGAGGUAUCCGACGAAUCCGAGAGAGACGACGACGAACCGGAGGUCGUGGAGGAGAGUUCCAGCGAGAUCCUCGAGUACGAAAGGAAAACGAUGUUGCUGCCGGCCGAGGAGAGGUCGAAGCAACGAUUAAACAAUAACGAGGCCAGUCCAAUGGAUCUCUCGGUCGCCACCAGACCGCCGUCCUCCGAGGCCGACGACGAUAGCGCGGACUCUCUCAGGCAUAAGUUCAUUCUCGAGCAGCUGAGGUCGCAGAAGUUUUACUCCCCCGGUACAGAGGCGAGGAGUCCAAACUCCGAUUCAUCGGAUAGAAGCGGGAGCGGCGUCCUGGAUGCGGAGUCGUCUCGCUUGGACGACCAGGACACCCAAUUCGAAGAUGAACGGGGCAACGACGUCGACGGCGAAGUUGAGAUUGAAGAGCGGAAGCCCUUCGAGGGCAUGAGAGAGUACGCGGAGUCGACGAUGCAAGAACUUCUGGCAAUCUACGGGCUGGCAGGGGGCGAACUUGCGAAAUCGGUCAGCAGGCAACUACCGCCCACGUUUCUCAACCCGAAUGUUGGCCAGCAAGCUCAAGGAAAAAUGAAGGUAAAAGAGGAGAAGGACGCCUCGUCGAUGGCGCCAGGAAGUCCACCCACGCCUCCGCACACUCCGCAAAGUCCGCAACGCGCGAUUCCGUCUCUUGGCAAUCUGUCGCAAUCCUGUCAAACAUCAAACGCAAACUCGCCGAAUCUGCAGCAGCAGCAGCAAUCGCAGCAGCAUCAAUCGCAGGAGCAACAGCAACAGCACCCCAUACAUGCCAUGGCUAAUUCACCGUUGAGUCAAUUACUGGUGCAAAAUCCGGCAUUGGCGCAACUGCUGCAACAAAAUCCUGCGAUUUUGUCGCAGAAUCCGCAAUUGGCGCAGCUGCUACAGCAGAAUCUGCAGGCUCAGAUGGGCAGCGUACUCUUUCAAAAUGUAAGGCGGGAAGAGUCCGAGGAAUCCAGAGUACCGCCGACAAUAGCGAGCCUGGCGGCGAUGAAGGUGGAGGCAGCUGACCCGAAGGUUUCCGCCUUGCUCAGGCAGAGCAUGUCUCCGGUAGCGGAUUCUCUGAUGAGCGGUUCCAAGACCUCGGUGUCCCAACCGAUCAUCGAUUAUUCCCGAUAUGUGAGGAGAUAUGCAUCCAGUCAGGAAUGCGGCAGUACGUAUUGCAAGGAACUGGGCUGCAGGGAGCACUUUCAUUGUCUGGACUGCAGCGGGAGAGUGUUUGUGAAGAAGGAGGAAAUGAUCAGGCACUUCAAGUGGCACAAGAAGAGGGACGAGUCCUUGCAGCACGGCUUCAUGAGGUACUCGCCGAUGGACGAUUGCUCGGAAAAGCACCCCGGCCGGGCCUGUCCGCACAAUAGAAAGCAGACCCACUAUCAUUGCAUCCACGAGAAUUGCGACAAGGUAUACAUAUCGACAUCGGACGUGCAGAUGCACGCGAAUUACCACCGCAAGGACUCGGCCAUCAUACAAGAGGGCUUCCAGCGAUUUCGGGCCACUGAGAGUUGCGCGACUGACUAUUGUCAAUUCGUUGGACAACGGACCACGCACUUUCACUGUCGUCGACCGGGAUGUCGGUUCACGUUCAAAAAUAAAGCCGAUAUGGACAAGCACAAGUCUUAUCACAUCAAGGACGAACAACUGUCGCGCGAUGGUUUCAAGAAGUUCAUGAAAUCGGAGGCCUGUCCCUUUGAUCAGUGCCGAUUUUCCCGUGUUUGCAAUCACAUUCAUUGCAUACGACCGCACUGUAGCUACGUUCUGCACUCUUCCGGCCAGCUCUUUUCGCACAAACGAAAACAUGAGCGUCAUGAAUCAGAACUGGCUUAUCGGAAGUACAAGCAGGUCACCGCCGUAGGUGGUGGCAUACGUCCACCUGGAUCAUGGGCGCCGGACGAAUUGAGCGCUCAAAGUUUAUCUCUAAGUCUGAACGGCGAGAGCUCGAACGAGGGCAGAGGUUCUCCGUCGUACUAUUCUUUGGAAGAUUCUUUCCAAAGUGCGAGUGACCUCGCAAUGGAUCUCACCGCUCCGACCACAACUAUUACGGCUAGCGGUAGCUCCGUUAAUCUCGAUCAGCAGCAACAUCAACAGUCUCAACAACUCACCGCCGCCGAAUUGGCCUAUCUGGUACCGGCGACCUCGGACUGCGUUUGUAACGCGGGAAGAGAACAUUAUCAUUGCGGAUUGGACCGCUGCGGAGCGGCCUUGAAAGAUCCCCGGGAAGUCAGGGAACAUCUGAAGGAACACGAGACCCAGGAACGCAUAACGGACGCUUUCUUCGAAGAGGGUGGCUGCGACGACAAUUGUCCGUACGCGGACAAAGAGAAGCAUUAUCAUUGCAAUUGGGACAACUGCCGAGAAGUGAUACUUUCCACCGACAAGCCGUUUCGCAGAUUGCAACAUUACAAGAUCCACGAGUACAGCCGACAAUUGAACCUCUCUUGUUCCUCGCACGCUCUCUCCUCCGACGUUACGUUGACCCAUCUAACGACUAUCGACGCAAUGUUCAGGCGGAAGCGAGGUAGACCACCUAAAAAUCGUGUGAUAGAAAUCUGGUCGGGCGGCGACCCCGCGACGCACACUCACGAUUCGCCGCAGGCGAUCUUCACGAGUUUUAAACUCCCGAAACCGCAAACUCCUAAUUUAACGUCUAACAUGCUAACAGAGGACCGAGAGGGUAGCGUGUCGCCUUCGAACAGUCUGGGCGAGCCCGAGGGAUUUGCUACGUACAACUCGGAAGGAUGCCCGGAUACGGCCUGCGUGCUUAGGUCAAUCAGGCACCAUCAUUGUUCGCAACUACGGUGCCACUUCUCUACCGAUCGGCCAGACCAAUUGCUCAUGCAUAGUAAAGAUUUCCACGACAACGUCGACAUACCGCCGGGUUUCGCCUUCUACGACAAGAUGGUCGACUGUCGACUGGCCGGCUGUCACAGCAAUCGCGUUAAUCGGCAUUUUCAUUGUACCAGACCGAACUGCGGAUACUCGUUCGUUAGAUACUCGACAAUGGCGUUGCACGAAAAGCAGCACUCUUCCGGUCACGCCGAAUCCUGCGGUCAGGAGUCGAGCAAUCAGGAAUGUCAAACGCAACUUCAAUCGUUGGUCCAGGAGACGAAACCUAGGAUCCAGGUGAAGAAUACCGCCGAGUUGAUCGAGAAACCCGACGAGAGUCUGACGGCAGCCGAUCAGGAGAGCAGGUCGAUGAUCGAGGACAAGGAAUCCGAGCUUGCGAGCCCCGACAGCGGCAAGACCACCGUGGUGAGGGCGGCUGGCACCUAUUAUCCGGUCAGCGGACCGCCGAGCGAACCCGCACUUCCGGGCGUCGUGCUAUCCAUGCGAACUUCCGUGCACCAAGAAUCGCCGGUCAUACCGUCUAUGAGCUCUACCUCGCCGCACACCUUGUACGGACCGGAGCAAAGUUGCAGCAGGCCGUUUUGCAAGCUGAAGCGCAAGAAUCAUUAUCACUGCAACGCAUGCAACCAGGCUUUCUCCGAGUUAGAUCGCUUGGUCGCGCAUAUAGCGAAGCACUCGACUGGCGCCAUUCUCAGCCAGCAGCAACACGACAUGGUCAGCCCGUCGCCUAAUCAGCUGCAGCACGAUUACAUCGCUCAGCUAUCGCAGAAACAUGACUUCAUGUCGCCAAACGCUCAGAUGGCGCAGAACAUUCAGAACUUUCAGAGCCAAAUGCAACGGCAGAUGCAGCAGACCCUCAACCAACAGUCUCAAUCUAAAGAAAUCAAGUUAGAAAAGAGAUGCAGCAUCGACAUCGGUGUACAAAAUGUCCCGAACGUGAAGCGGGAACCGUCUGAAAUUACAUGUAGGGACGAAGGCAACAAUACUGUGAUAGAUAAUCACGAAAACGGUCAAUUGGCGCAACCACCAAUUCAGUCUGCUAAUGUACAGCAGCCUUCGAUACCGACAAGCUUCGAGCUCGAUCUCACCCAUGGCUUCCACUUUCCGAGUCCUGCUGUGAUGGCGGCGAUGAAUCAACAGAUCGCUCUAAUGAAUCAGGCUCUACCGCCCUUUCUUCAACACGGUGGAAUGUAUGCCGGUGGACCUGGACUUAUGUUCGCACCCGGUUUACCACCGACCAAUUUUCUUCCACCCGCGAGAGAUGAGAAUCCCUUAGCCUCGCUGGCAGCUAAUUUAAAUCUUAACAAAAGAUCUCUCUCACCGCCAGACUCUAAUUCGCCAGAAGCCAAGAAGCAGAGACUUCAUCAUUCAAUGCGUAUGCUGAAGGACGAGCCUGUGCCGGAGGGAUAUGUCAGAUUCAGAUUCAACGAGGACUGCAGGUACCCUCAUUGCGGCUACAGAGAGCAUCAGACUCACUUCCACUGCAUGCGUCAAGAUUGUGGCUAUUCGUUCUGCGACAAAACUCGCUUCGUGCAGCACACUGCGAGGCACGAGCGGCUGGAUACCUUGAUGGGGGGUGAUUUCCAGCAGUAUCGAGCCAACGUGCCAUGCGGCAGGGCUCAAUGCGCGUACACGACGUCCCUCGGGUCGAUGCAGAACAAGGCGUCGCAUUUUCACUGUUUGAAGUGCGACUUUGUCUGCACAGACACGAAUAAGGUGGUCGCUCAUCGGCGGCAACACGCCAAGCUGGACAGUAUCGCAGCGGCGGGUUUCCAGAAAUUUACGCCCAGUCAACCGUGCGGAGCUAUGCAGUGUCAACACUCUGGCAAGCAGACGCAUUAUCAUUGUCUGCAGUGCCAGUAUGCAGUGUUGGGUCUGGCGCAGAUGUCAGCGCACAAGUACCGACACAUGGACUCCUAACGAUCUCCCGUACAAGUCCUGCACGUGUCAGGAUGCCCGAAUAAAGCAUUACCUUGGUCCCUGUAGACAUUCCCUAGAGAAUGGCGUUGCCAUCUUCUCCCGACUAGGCGGAAAAUCGAGCGGAACCGGUAGAGGACUAGUCAACGACUUUGUCGCAACUCGAUGCCCACCGUCGAUUAUUGCCGCGUAAAAGAAAGUCUAAACGAUCGUCCGCGAAAUUCCGGAAGACGCCUGUUAAAAGACAAAUUCCUAGUCCCUAUAGACAUUCCCCGAAAGAACACUCGAGUGCCUCGAUCGUUCAUGAUCGAGCAACGUUCCUGGUAAUAUGGAUGAUCAGUAGCAAACGGUAGGGGGCUAGUCAAUAACGUUUAUCUUCAGAAUGAAUACUAUUAGGUCGAGAUCUUCGAAUCAAGAUACGUUCGGUAUCUGUGGCUACGUCGAGAGAACGUUUAGACGAUUCGGUCUCUUCGUACAUAAAGUCUAAUCACUAAGGUGAACCGACGAAGAAUCGAGAAAACGAUUUCAUCGUCGAGCAAUCUUUGCAGACUCUAGAAACGCUUCCACAUGUGAGGAAGAGGGAACUUUGACGUAUGGGAUAAAUUCAAGUGAGAAUUACAAGGUAGUCGAAUCUCUAAGUAUAAUCCUUCCGGACCAUGACUCUCGGGAACCGGGAACGAGAACGAGGGACGCGAGAAUCUGGCGUAGCGCUAAGACAAUAAUACGAAGACAAGUCUAUAUAAUAAUAGCUUUAGCAUGAAAAAAAAGACAAACUAUAAUAUUUAAUAGGUGAAAAACGGAACCUUGUACAUUUUUCCCUUUAUUAGUGUCAUCCUAUGUACCCUCCGCGUGAAGUCCUUACGACGAUCUAGAUCCUAGAAUAGUUUAAUACAUUGUCCGUAAAAAAAAAAUGAAGACAGUAAUACGAAGUGGCAAAUCGGCAACGCGACAAUUUGAUUGCAUAUUCUUUAUGCAUUGCGAGAUAGUAGGAAUUAAUGCGACGAUUAUAUCUUUCGCUUUGGCACUGGAGAAGUGAGGGAAAGAUAUUUUCCUAUCGUCUAGACUGCGAAAUUAAAAAUGCCUAUUGCGUUAUGUCGGCGGUAUUAGCGUUCCUAUUGCGCAAUCGAUAGCAAGAGUCGAUGACGAGAUUCAAUAAUGGCCACCACAACGUGAGAGUGUACUCUUUAAUCAUUUUUUAUAUUCAUUGUACAAAUUUUCAAAACAGUCGCUUCGUAUGGGUUUCUCUAUUAGUAAUCGCAAAUUAUUUAUUUAAUUAAUUCGUAUAUUGGAGAGUUGAUUGUGCAAUGAUGAUCCGUUAUAACUUCAAUACAUCAAAUGGCAAAAUAGAAAGAAACGCAUUUCGUGCUGAAUUACGUUUUGGAGGAUAUGCGAUGAAUAUUAGCAGAUGAAUAUUGAUACAUUGAAAUUUAAUUUGAAAGACUGCAAGCCGGAACAUAAGGACGGAGGAUAGAAUGAAGAAUGAGCGAUGGUCGUUGAACGAUCAGGUUAGAAGACAUGAAAAUUAAGAGUUUGAAGAGAUAAAAGUUAUAUAUGCGCGAAAAAGAAGAAAGAAAAGAUAUAUUCGAAGCAUGUUCUAAAAGAAAAACGGUCGCUGAUCGACAUAAUGCAAAGCUGUUUAAUAUAUGUGUGUAUUGUAUAUAUUUAUUGUGAUUGGUAUGAAUCGUUCAUGAAAGGAAGAGAUUUCUCGCUUCUUCUAUUCCUAAAGCACGCUCAACGAUGAUACGAUUCCAUUUUCAUUCAAUAAGUUUAUUUUCUCGCGCGUAAUUUCGCUAUACAUUUCUUAUCACAUAGGAGCAUCUUUGCUCCUUUUCGUUUGUAAAAGCAACCAAGAAGAGUGAUUUUUUGCAUCAAUCUGGUUUAUCUUUUAUCUUUGAGAUACGGUUCGUUUGCACAGAGAGUGAUAAUAAUACCGGAUAAACGAUAAGGAGAGUAUUCGGAGAGUUUAACACGUAGUUCUCGCGUGGAGACCAGAAGAGACACAUGCAUAUCUUCUCGGCGGAUAAUUAAACGUAAUACGCAGAAAAUAUUAUGCGACUGCUCGGCGAGAGAUGCCCUGGGGUGCCUUUAGGAUCUUUUCCGAACUUUUGUAGGGCCGUGCCUUAGCAAUUUAACGUACAACGAUACGUAGGAGGCUAUUUGUUCUACAUAGCAGCAGAACCGAAUCGAUAGUUAGAUCACACAGUUAGGCAACUACAUCUUAUUUGUACCUAUGAUCGAAUUUCGAAGCAGAAUAUCGCGAUUGCAAUUAAUAUUUACAUAAACGGAUUAAAUAAAGAAGUCUAAUUUUGAUAGAUAAUUGAUUCUGAAAAUAAUAAUUUCCUACUCCACUUGUUGAUGUCGAUAAUUAUAUUGUGUGGUACUUCUAGAUUAAAUUCUUUCCUGAAUUAUUUUAUUCGACUGGCCGAGAAACGAUCAUAGAUUCACUAGUAAACAGAAGACGCUAGUGCCUUAAAGAUACAUCAACUAGAUGAAACGCCGCAGAGUAUAGUCGCCGAUAUUUAAAUUACCAUUUUCUAACGUUUUUACAUUUUUUAUGAAAUAUUUAUAUUUUAUGUUUCAAUUUAAUCUGUACAAAUACAAUCGCCGAGAACUUUCUUGAUUUUUUAUAUGCAAAAUUUUAUCUUAGAGAAAGGAACAUUUUGCAAAAGAUUUUUUAGAUAUGCACUCAACAUUUUACUUAACAAUUUAUUGGUACGAAACCUGUUUCUAUAUGCUGUAAUUAAUAUUUUCGAUAAAAAUGUUAAAUAUUUUACAAUGUUGCAUCAGCAGCAAAAGAACGUUUUGAACGUUAUCCUUUGAAUAUAUCAUGAAAAAUGUAACAAUUUGUGAUGUCAUCGGAACCCGAAUGUGUCUGCUCCCAAUUAAGAUAUCGCCCCGACUCUGUUUUUUAUCGUAUUAAAUGGUUAGUAAACAAUCCAUGCCCUAAUUUAUAUUGUAGACAUUGGUCGACCAUGAAAUCAAAAUCACAAAAAGAUAUCGUUUCCACGAAUGUAUGCGUUGUUACGAUCAAAGUUCAUCCAGUAAAAGUACAUAGAAAUAAUUUCUUAAAUACAACAAUAUCUUAUAAAGAUCUUACAUAUCAAAAGUAUUGUAAUAAAAAAUCGUAUUUUAUUGCCGGAAAUAUGUUUGGUUUCAACAAAAUAAUAUCAAUUAUAUAGCGGUAAUAGCUGUGAAAUAUAUAAUUAUAAAAUGUUUUUUAUGAAAAUGAGCCGUGAUAAAAAAUGGCAACAUUGCUUAUCUUAAUUUAAAGUCUCAUCCGUACAACCCGUAGUUAUAAAAAAGUUUAUGAAAAAUUAAAAUUUCAUAUUUGAAAAGUUAUUUUUCACAUCACGAUUUUUCACUUCACAGUACUAAAUCUAUAAACAGUCAAGCGAGACGGAUCGAUCGCGGUGUUUGUAGGAGGCCCGAUUACAUUUCGGUUGAUCAAGCUGAUCCCUCGAAAAUGCACCGAGGAUCUCAAUGUUCUAAUAGUUUUCCUGAAAUAUUACAAUAGUAGCAUUCCAUAGCAAGUCGAUAGUCAUCGAUCCUGUCCACGCCGACGGUGCGUCGUCCUUACGCGGCAGUUUAAAAAUCGCGAAGAAAGUUCGUCGUUCUCGCGGUAUCGCGUGUCGUAUCAGCGAUGUAACGCGAUAUCGAAGCGGAUACCAAUCUCAGAAGCAGAAGAAGAAAACGAAAAGGUAUCGUUGUCAGAACCGAAGAUAUCGUUCGCAUCGUGAACGUGGAGAGGCUAGAGUCCAGCCAUUAAACAAGUGCCAUAAAACCACGCUAUAAAAGUCCAAGUACUGUUUUACUAUUUUAAGUCGAGAGACACUUGCGCGGGACUAUGGAAGAUUCAGCAUGUGGUCGAUAGACAAAUCUGUAUAAUAUUUAUUUAGUGUUUAGAGUCGAUAGGAAUGCGUACGAAAAAGAAAAGAGAGCGAACAGGAAAUAAUGGGAGUAAUCGAAUGAGAAUGAGCAAUUUGUCUGCAUGGAACGUAAUUGCGAGAGGUGAAUUCUGAUUGGGUGUUGAGCGACAAAGAGAAAGAGAGAAUUGCUAACAAUGAUGUAUGGUGGUUGCCUUAUAAAUAUGGAGAACCUUUAUUAUAUAUAUAAUAUAUAUAUAUAAUUUAUAAAGAUUAUUAUAUAUAUUAUUAUAUAAUAUGAGAUAGACAUAUGUAAUAACGUGGUCAUUGUUCGAAAACGACAACGCAAGCAAGACGAAAGUGAAGCGAAACAGUAUACCACUAGAGCGUAUUAAUAUUCGAGAAAAGCUAGAGAGAUUCUAUCGUAUGGUCGUUAGUGCUAAAAUAUCCGCUGUAUGGAUCUAAGAGAGAUGAAGCUAUUAUAUAAUUUUAUCUAUUAUUAUAUUAUUAUUAAUAUUAUUACUGGUUAAUUUUGCCUGUCACGCUCGCCUUGUAGCCUUCGAAUCUACACGACGAGCAUGCGGUCAUUAUUCUAUGUAUUAUUCUCUAUUAUUAUUUUUAUUAUUUGAAGUUUCGCCUAUCAGAUUCACCUUGUAGCUUUCGAACCUACAAGGCGGAUGUGUGGGUCCUAUUAUUAUUAUUAUUAUAUUAAUGAUUAUGGAACCACAUCGUAUGUAGCUGUGAUUUUGCUUUCAAAAAGUAAAAAUUAAAAAUAUUUAUAGCAACUGAGA
Molecule: messenger RNA, 10899 nt
Organism: Vollenhovia emeryi
Lineage: Eukaryota; Metazoa; Arthropoda; Insecta; Hymenoptera; Formicidae
Exons: 11
Coding region: 1260-6248 (1662 amino acids)
Biological process (GO): regulation of neuron differentiation; positive regulation of transcription by RNA polymerase II
Cellular component (GO): nucleus
Molecular function (GO): DNA-binding transcription factor activity, RNA polymerase II-specific; RNA polymerase II transcription regulatory region sequence-specific DNA binding
Source: RefSeq, a predicted model, not a curated record